UUCCUACGAUCGAUAGGGAUGGAUAGAAAAUUUCCCGUCGAUAUCGCGAGAUGCACGUUGCUACAAAGGCUGCUGCUCGUUGCGGUGGACAAGAGACACGGAUACUCUGGAGAUAUACGCGAUACCGUAGCUUCCCGAUAUUCUCAAAUUUCUACGAGCAAGAGACAGUUAUCCACAGACCGUUCAUCCACCGAUUCGAUACCGUACGAGAUUCCAUCGAAAAUUUCUGAACCGAUAAAAACACUUCCGAAGAUACCUUUGGUCGCUAAAAUUCGACCGGAAGAUCGACCAAUGGUACAGACAGUUUCGAAAAAGGAAAAGAAUGAAGGAAUCGAUGAGAUCUUAACAAAAUGGAACGUCCAUAAAAAGUCCACUAAAAAAUAAAA
Molecule: messenger RNA, 386 nt
Organism: Vespula pensylvanica (western yellowjacket)
Lineage: Eukaryota; Metazoa; Arthropoda; Insecta; Hymenoptera; Vespidae
Exons: 3
Coding region: 19-384 (121 amino acids)
Source: RefSeq, a predicted model, not a curated record